GCCGAGCGCCGGAAGUGCUUCUCCGCCCCUGCCGCUGGGCCAUGGAGACUGUCGCACAGUAGAGUCCACUGUGAGGAGAGCGGGGUGGCGGCCAUGAGGGCCGUGCUGAACGAGCUGGUGUCUGUGGAUGAUCUGAAGAAAUUUGAGAAGAAGUUUCAGUCCGAGAAGGCGGCAGGCUCGGUGUCCAAGAGCACACAGUUUGAGUACGCGUGGUGCCUGGUGCGGAGCAAGUACAACGAUGACAUCCGCAAAGGCAUCGCCCUGCUGGAGGAGCUGCUGCUCAAAGGCACCCAGGACGAGCAGCGGGACUACGUGUUCUACCUGGCGGUGGGCAACUACCGGCUCAAGGAGUACGACAGGGCCCUGAAGUACGUGCGGGGGCUGCUGCACACUGAGCCCCAGAACAGCCAGGCCAAGGAGCUGGAGCGGCUCAUCGACAAGGCCAUGAAGAAAGAUGGCCUGGUGGGCAUGGCCAUCGUUGGAGGCAUGGCCUUGGGCGUGGCGGGGCUGGCCGGACUCAUCGGACUGGCUGUGUCCAAGUCCAAAUCCUGACCGAGACUGCACUGCCCGCUCUGUCCAGGCGUCCCCGGAGCCGCGAGGACCCGCAGAGAGGGCCCCAGCCCCGCUUCCCCUGCCUCUUCUCCCUUGCACCUGUCACUCCUCCCCAUGGCCUUCACCCUCCGCUGCCCGGGGACCUGUCCUUAGCCCCAGACCUUGUGCUCUGGGACGAGUGUGAAUAAAAUUGGGCCGCGGCCGGGA
Lepus europaeus (European hare) is the source of this 759-nucleotide messenger RNA. It is a transcript of the gene FIS1, whose product is annotated as fission, mitochondrial 1. Gene Ontology annotation, biological process: peroxisome fission; mitochondrial fission; autophagy of mitochondrion. The record is from RefSeq and is a predicted model, not a curated record. Gene Ontology annotation, molecular function: protein binding. Lineage: Eukaryota; Metazoa; Chordata; Mammalia; Lagomorpha; Leporidae. Gene Ontology annotation, cellular component: peroxisomal membrane; mitochondrial outer membrane. The transcript has 5 exons. Bases 94 to 552 code for a protein of 152 amino acids.